GCUACUGCCACCUAGCGCACCAUUCUACUAGUGCCCAUCCUGAAUUGGACAAGACGAGGCCAGAUCGACCUCGCUAUUCCCUCUAUGGUAUCUCGUGUGAGGUUUGGUGCCAGGUGAUUGGCCCAAUGUUUAUUUUAAACAUGGGUAUUCGGCCUACAUCAACAAAUAAGCACAGAGCACACGUGCAGGGCACAGCCAUUGGUAAACGUUGUCGAAUCCCUGACUGAACUAGUCGCGAUGUCAUAUAAAAUGCCCGUCGUCGCCCUUUUCAAAUCGGCGAUGUUUCGCCAGGCAUUGUUAUUGGUAUUACAGCCAUUCCGUCUUCAAGGCGAAAAGAAAAGCGUUCACCUAGCCGAAAGACAAGAUAUUCGUAUACAACAGAAAUGCGGCAAGCAAUUAUCAAAUUAGCUCUAGGUUACCUAGUAGCCUUGGCAGCAGCUUCACCAAUUCGGCGUCGCUCGCUAAAUAACAAUGUCGUCGACGAGUUUGAAAACAUCGAUAGUUUUCCCAAUCCAAGCCCACAGCAGCUCCUCAGUACUGAGCAGCGCGCUCAUGGUACUCUCAGCAACAGCACACCCCCGGCAUCGGUUAACCCAGACACCAUAAUCAGUCUGCAGGUUAUCGCUGCGCAGGAGCAGUUCGAAGCAGCCUUUUUCCAACAACUUCUCACCAAUGUCACCAAUUGUGAGCCAGGCUUUUAUAUAGACGACAUCGACUCUAGGGAUUUCACUAUUAAGGCCCUCACGGCAAUCGUUGCUCAAGAGGAGCUUCAUGCUUUAGAUGCAAUUACCGCUCUCAAGCAUUUUAACCAAGUUCCUGUGGCACCGUGCCUGUAUGAUUUUCCAGUAUCUACCCUGGAAGAAGCCAUCACUCUGGCCCAAACAUUUACUUCCGUGGUGCUCGGCACACUGCAGAAUGUUGUAGUGAAUAUGGGAAAAAAUGGCGAUGCUGCUUUAACGCAGGAUAUUACUUCUGUCAUUGGUCAGGAAGGUGAACAGGAAGGCUGGUUUCGUCUCUUAAACCGCCAAAUCCCGAGUGAACUGCCGUUUCUGACCAACUCGGUACGAGACUUCGCUUUCAAUGCUCUCAACCAGAGUUUUAUCACGCCUGGAUCCUGCUCGAACUUGAAUGAUAUUACUUCAUUACAGAAGUUGCAUGUAAUGCAGCCAUUGAAUGUCGUGAAGUCAUUUAACCCCAGCAAAAAUAAAGACGAGAUCAUUCAAUUGAGCUUCCAGUUGCCGGCUGGGUCUGCAUCUACGGAUUUUGUGGUGGCGUACAUCAACCAACAGAACGUCCCCUUCACACUUCCGUAUACCAAGGUGGACCAAAAGGGAGACGACCUCUUAGUGCAUGCCCCUUUCCCAUACACCGAGCAUAAGCUCAACGGGCUUACAAUUCUCGCUAUUGUUCCCGCGUCUGCUGCUGGAAGCCUGACGUCUAACCAGGCUGUAGCCGACAACACACUAGCAGGACCUGGCUUAAUCAUUGUGAAGUAAAAUGCGGGCCUGUUUCCACGUUUCUUUAUUUCAUGAUGUUUCUCUAGAGUCUAAUUAGCCACCCAAUAAUAGUAAAUAUUAAUCGUACGUUCUAUCCAUGAAAUGCACAUAAGCUUUAUGUACUGGAUAGUCUCAAAAGGUGGAAUUAUUCAAGUUUAAGGUUACAACUCACCGUCCAUAUUGAUUAACAGCCGACUUGAUUUUCAGGGGUGGUUUUUAUCGCAACUGCAUUUACACGUGUUUACUACGCAUAUUAUAAUAUACUACAUAGGUAGAUUCAGAGUCAGGGUCAGUGGCAC
Molecule: messenger RNA, 1795 nt
Organism: Talaromyces proteolyticus
Lineage: Eukaryota; Fungi; Ascomycota; Eurotiomycetes; Eurotiales; Trichocomaceae
Product: putative sexual development protein
Exons: 3
Coding region: 384-1496 (370 amino acids)
Source: RefSeq, a predicted model, not a curated record